GGAUUGUUUUGUUUUGUUUACUUUCUUUCGGCUCGAUUUUGACAAUGUCUGGCUAGAAUCUGAAUAAUUACGAAACAUAAAGACAAAAGAUGUGAUUGAUGACUUGCAAAAAUGUUGUUUGAGUGAAAAGGAAGAAUUUUGGUUAUGAAUUUAAGCAUGAACACUGUUCGUUACGCCGGAGAGUGACAAUUUGUCGUUACGGCUCGGCUCGGCUCAAGGCUCCUGGCUCCUGGCUCCUGUUGUACGAGGCUCUGUGGCUCGGCUCAGGCUCCUGGCUCCUGGCUCCUGGCUCCUGUUGUACGAGGCUCUGUGGUAUCGGCUCAGGCCGUUAGCGCUGGAAGAAGGAGGAGGAAUGGAGGAGAAAAUAUAGAGGACUGAGAGCCCGUGAACGACGUUUCUCAUUGACGGCGCGCGAACACUUUAAUCAUCUUUUUUUCUGUUCCAGACAAGAAGCAUUGAAAUCUUUGUAACAGAGCUACUUAAAAUGAAUCAAAAUGGGAGCGGCGGCGGCGUUGGCGGCGGCGGCAGUGUGUACGGACGGAUGGGCGGCCCGUACGACCGCUGGGUGGAGCCCACCGACCGCUCGCCGCUCGGCCGCGUCCAGCAGCAGUACUGGACCACCAAACAGACGCUGAUGCGCAAACUGGGCAAGAAGGAGGACGAGCAUGUGGUGGCGUCAGACUCUGAGCUGGACGCCAAGCUGGAGAUGUACAGUAGCAUCGACGAGACGUGCCUGGACUUGGACCGGCUGCUGGGCUUCUACCAGGACCAGCUCUGCGUGUUAUCGCAGGAGGAGAACAGCCUGGGCCGCUUCCUCAAGGAGCAGGGCAAGGAGGACAAGACGCGCGCCGGCAAGAUGAUGGUGGCCGUGGGGAAGACGAUGUCGUACACGGCGCAGCAGCGGCUGGCGCUUCGCUCGCCGCUGCUGCGGCUCCACCAGGAGGUGGAGACGUUCCACAACCGUGCCGUCAAGGACACGGCUCAGACGGUGCGCACGAUGGAGAAGGUGCGCACCGAGUACCGCGGAACGCUGCUCUGGAUGAAGGACAUCUCGCAGGAGCUCGACCCCGACACAUACAAACAGCUCGAAAAGUUCAGAAAGGUCCAGAUGCAGGUGAAGAAGAACAAGCAGCGCUUCGACAAGCUGAAGGUGGACUGCCUGCAGAAGAUCGACCUGCUAGCCGCCUCCCGGUGUAACAUGUUCUCGCACGCGCUGGUGCUCUACCAGGACGCGCUGCUCCAGUUCUGGGAGAAGACGGCGCGCACCAUGAACCACGUGGCAGAGAGCUUCAAAGGCUACCAGUACUACGAGUUCUCCGUCAUCAAGGAGCUAUGUGAACCGUCCAGACAGUUGGCGGACCGGACCUCGUCCUCUCGGCCCGCCCCGGCCCAGCCGGCGGUAGGGGCGGCCGCGGCGGCCCCGGCGGAACAGGACGGCGAUAAACUCAUCUCGCUCGAUCUGGACCAGCCGGACGAUGACGCCGAGACUGACGCGUCAUCAGCGGCGGCGGCGGCGGCGGCGGAUGACGACAUGCUGCUGGACCUGGGUGGUGAGGAGACCGGCCGGGGCUCAGAGGAGUCGGGUGGACAGCGGCAGUCGCACCGACCGCUCCGACACGCCGGCGGCGGCGGCGCUGCCGACCUGCUCACCCACCACCCGGAGAUCCCCGACCUGGAGAAGGAGGACCAGGAGCUGCUCGAGGAGAUCCUGGCGGCCCCGUCGGCCGCCGCCGCCGCCGCCCAGCCGGGCCUGUGGCACACUGAGGGAGCACAGGAACCGGCACAGAGCGGCGGGCACGAACUGCAGGACGUGUUCGGUGGUCUGUCCCUGGGCGGAGGCGCCCAGUACCAGUCCUCGGCGUUCAUGCCCUCUCAGCUGUUUGGCUCAGGAGGUCGAAGUGCGGCCGGCGUCGCACAGAUGGCAGCACCAGCAGGAGCCGCCGCUGCGGCCCCCGUUGCUUCCCAAGGACCCGUACCCCAGCCGAAAUCUGCGGCGGAUAAACAAAAGGACAUGUCGGCGUGGUACAGCCUGUUCGCCGACCUGGACCCGCUGGCCAACCCGGACGCUGUCGGAAAGAAAAAGGGAGAGGAGGACCGCAACUGCUAGCCACAGCGGCGUGCAGACACCCGCACACACGCACACGAACACACCGCCCGGCCCGCCGGGUCGGCCGGCGCGGCACUGGGUUGCUGACAACCUGGUGAGGGUUGGAGAUGGCUGGCGUGUCUCGAGGUUCGCCGGGGCAUAUCCGAGGAGGCUAGUAUGACGAUGUUCGAGCUUGACGUUCACCGAUGAACAGUGACCAUCGAAAAACCGCCCAGGGACUCAGAAAGGCGUCUUGGCAGUUACGAAAUCAGAUUCAUGGACAAACCAGAGGCCGCUUCUACCGUUCUGAGACUCAGCAAGAGUCCACUCGGGUGGAAUAAGGCCAUUGUCAUAGGCUGGUCGGGUCGAACCGAGACCCAGGGGGCUGCCCGCACUGGUCCGCGGCAGUGACAGUGCUGCGAACUGGCGGCAAGGAGUUGCGAGAGGCAGCGUGGUGUGCAAUUGUGCCCUGGAGGUAACGUGUGAUGCGAGAAACAGUUAUCUGCGCACUAUAUAUCAGUCGACGGGCUGGUGUCCCGGCCGCGCGCUGGACAUGGCCGCUGUAUCGCUAACUUGGUCCCUCCUUCCCUUCUCCGUGUUGUUGGCUGCUUUGUUUGUUCCGUACGCCAGUGCAGACUAAAUCUGGUGCUGUCUCAGUCGCUGCGCGGAACUGUAUCUCGACUGGUGUGAGUUUGCGUGGAGGGGUACAUUUAUACCGUGUGUUGGGCUAUCAGGUACGGUGCGUCCGCGACUCGAAAUCGUCUGUAUAUCUCGUUUGUGGACGGGUGAUGACCCUCUCUGCCCCCCUGCGGUGCUCGGAGGUGGCGUAAGUCGUAUCCCCGGCGCCUGUCGCUCCUCCUGCCCCGUUUGUACGUGGAGCGGGCUCAGAGCAGUCUCUGAACAGAGGCCUUCGCGCAUCUAGUCUAUAUUUUGGAUAGUUUGCUCCUGUUUUGUUUGAAUCCUAUCAUGCUUUAAUUAUCUGGCUGUUGUGAUAUAUUAUCGCCGAAAUCGACUUCGGCAUAGGUAAUACAGAUGUGGUAUUCGAAUGAAGA
Molecule: messenger RNA, 3138 nt
Organism: Amphibalanus amphitrite
Lineage: Eukaryota; Metazoa; Arthropoda; Thecostraca; Balanomorpha; Balanidae
Product: islet cell autoantigen 1-like
Exons: 12
Coding region: 485-2107 (540 amino acids)
Biological process (GO): regulation of transport
Cellular component (GO): Golgi apparatus
Molecular function (GO): protein domain specific binding
Source: RefSeq, a predicted model, not a curated record